AUGUCAAUUCCAGCGACUAGUGCCGGAGUUGAGCGUCUGUUUAACUCUACUCGGGAUAUAUGCCACUACCGCCGGGGGUCUUUAAACCUAGAGACUAUUCGUGAUAUCAUGUUGUACAUAUGUAUAACAAGAUUCGAUAUCAAGGAGGAGCAGCGGCUGAUUCUCCAAGAGUAUCUUUCAGACUAUGAGAUAACAGCUUCGGCAGAAGCACUUGAUUUCCAGACGUAUACUUUUGAGGCCAUCAGUGAUGAUGAGGAGGAGGAUGUUGAGAUCCGUCUCAAUACACCGGCUGCUAUGUCAAUUACGCAAGCAACCCUGGACGCACCGCCACUCUCAGCAGUCGCCGCUGGAAAGCCCCCUGCAGUCAAUUCUGGUGAUGAGGAAGAUUCUGAUGCCGAUGGGUUUGUGGAUCUGGAGGAGAACUUAUCAUUAUCCUUCCCUGAUACGCAGCAUCGUGUAUCGGGUAGGAUACGGAAGAAGUCGAGACUAUUAGAUGGGUAUAUAGUUUGA
Molecule: messenger RNA, 510 nt
Organism: Penicillium antarcticum
Lineage: Eukaryota; Fungi; Ascomycota; Eurotiomycetes; Eurotiales; Aspergillaceae
Exons: 1
Coding region: 1-510 (169 amino acids)
Source: RefSeq, a predicted model, not a curated record